AUGCUCGCCCAUAUCCCCCCAGAAAUCCUCUCCCACAUUGCAUUCCACCUCGCCCUCGCCAGCCCCGACACCCUCCUCGCCACCCCCAACGUCCCGCUCCUCCAGACAUGCCGCGCCGUGGCCGACACACUCGCCCCGAGCCGCAACUACAGGCUGUAUGCCAGGAUAUACCGUGCAUGCUUCGAUACAGACGCGGCAGAGCGCCGCAUGGGCAGCGGAUACGAUGCAGGGCCAGCGGGCGCCCGGUACAAGAAGCUGACUGUGGAUGGGGGCAAGAAAAUACAGGCGCAAGGAAUGGUCGCAGAGCUUCAGAAGCGACUCGGGUCUCUAGCGAGGUUGCGAAGGAUGGUGCAGCAAGGAGAUGUACGGGAUGUAGUGGACAGUGACCUCUGGGUGCUCUACUUUAUGCUCAUUGAAAACGAUGGCAAGAAUAUAGACCUUCUUUUCGGGCCUACCGCCCUUGUAGACCUCGAACGGUUUCUGGAGCUAUACCAUGAGCAGCACCUUCUUGAGGCUGCCGUGGCCCCCGGAUAUCCAGAAGAGACAGUCGGCAGAAGCCUCGCCAUGUGGAUGAUCUGGUUUGUCGCCGGCUCUGGGCCAUCGGACGAGACGGAAGAGCAAAGGGAAGAGCGCCAGUUCGUCUUGCGUCCCUAUGUCUUUGCAGCUCCACGCUACGAUGCGUACUUUGCACCCUGGACUCUGCCAUCGCUUCCCAUCUCACCUGAAUCCGCGGCACUUUUGUCUGAAGACCUUGGGGGAUCAAAUCCAUAUGUCGCCGACCUUGUCCCUCGCUCAAGGCUCGAGGUCAUACAGGCAUACGGGAGAGACGUCAGGAUAUGUGCACCUCAUAUCAGCCAUGCAGCCAUCGCGAGAUUCUUCUAUAGAAGACUUGGCGAAGAAAUCGAGGAGAGCAAGACCAACGUGGUCGUCGCGCCGUUCAUGUCGCUUCUAGGAGAGGCCAGUAGAACGGCAUCGACGAGUACCACCCCUGCUGGUCCCACCCCCGCUGGCCCUACUCCGACAGGGCCUUCACCUGCUUCCACUGCGCCCCAGACACCUCUUCUUGCUCCCUUUGGAGCACCCUCCACUCGCAUGCCCCUCCUCACCUCUUCCGCCGCCCACGAUGCCGAGUUCUACCGCCUCUCGCUCUGCUACGACCCCACCCGUACCCCGGGUAUGCCUCGCCCUGCAUGGAGGGGAACAUUUGAAGGGUGCUGGGAAGGGACAUUCAGCUUCUUUGACUUUGAAGCUUUCAAAGAGAUGUUGAGUGGGCAGGCGAGGGCGCUGUAUGAAGGGCCGUAUGGCGAGCAGGCGCAGGUGUGGAAAAUCAAGGAGACAUGGGUCAGGAGGGAAGGGUGGGUCAGGAAAGAGGCGGUAGACAAGGGGAAGGGGAAGGCGAAGGCGAAGGGAGAGGAAAGGGAGGUAGAAGAACCGCAAUCGCCCAAUACUGCCGUGUCCGGCCCUAUGCUCAAUGCUGGCUUUCCUUCUGAUCAGGUGUCACCUACCUUUCCGUCGCUUGCUCCUUUUGCCGCUGAACAAGUGACGGUCCAGGAGACCAUUCAGCAGCAACUGGAGGCGAUGAAUGGAUAUGAGCAGGUACCGGAGCACGAGCUGGACGAGAUGAUGGGGGCAGACGACGGCGGUGAGGAAGCGGAUCUGGAACUGCUUUUGACUGGAGUCGGACAUAGUGCAUGGGGAAACUUUAUCCUGAAGGGCAGAGUCAGGGCUUGGGACGGUAUGGCGUCGCUGGUCAAGGAGUAUGCUCCCGACUCUCGGGGUAAAUGGAUAUACAGAGGCUAUGUAAUGGCUGGCAGCAUUUUUGUUGGUCGGUGGAGAGACACCUACACGCCAGAGUCGUAUGUUGGGUAUGAAGGGACCUUCAUACUGAACCGGAGGUAG
Molecule: messenger RNA, 1899 nt
Organism: Cryptococcus wingfieldii CBS 7118
Lineage: Eukaryota; Fungi; Basidiomycota; Tremellomycetes; Tremellales; Cryptococcaceae
Exons: 3
Coding region: 1-1899 (632 amino acids)
Source: RefSeq, a predicted model, not a curated record